AUGGUAGUUCAUGAACAGAAUGAGUCGGUGACCCAUUGCCUUGCUGGGUGCCGCUUAGUUUGGCCCUGUUGGCAGCAGCUGGGUUUCGAUAUAUUAGCUCCAAGUUCAGAAUCAUUUCAGGCAUGGGUUAGGGGUUCUAUCUUUCAACUGAAUGAUGAUCAGAGAUGCCGCUUUUUUAUGCUAUGUUGGGCAAUAUGGAGGCGUCGGAAUGAGUGGGUAUGGAGGAAGAAAAGAGGGUCUAUCCAAGAGAUUCUCUAUGUGGCCGAUUGCAGUCUUCAGAACUGGAUACAAGCUCAAGACAAGGAGCUGACCCCUAUGCCUUCGUUCCUAUCUGGUGAAGAUGGAGUUUCGUCUUGGAAGAAGCCGCCUGUUGGAAAGCUAAAAAUAAAUACAGAUGCAGCAAUGUUUAUUGAUUCUCAGUGCUUUAGCUUCGCAGGCGUUGCCAGGGACGAAGAUGGGAAGGUGGUGGAAGCAAUUUCUUCGUGCCGAUCGGGGGUGGUUUCGCCGGAGAUAGCAGAGGCGAUCGGGAUACGCGAGGUAUUGAGCUGGGUUAAGCGGAAGAAAUGGCCGAAUGUGAUGAUCGAAACAGAUAGUCUUCUGUGUGUGCAAGCUCUUCGAAGUUCUAUUGUUAUGGAAUCAUACUUUGGUGGGAUUAUUGAUGAUUGUAAGCUUCUCUGUGAGAAGCUGGGUUCGGUUUCAAUUUCAUUUGUAAAGCGCUCUGCUAAUAGAGCUGCUCAUGCAAUUGCAAGGGCUGCCUCUGUAAUAGCUGACCGUGUUUUGACUAUUGAGGGUCUACCCUCUACUGUAUUGGCUAUUGUCCUGGAAGAAAGUAUUUAA
Messenger RNA from Humulus lupulus (European hop), 837 nucleotides. RefSeq lists its product as uncharacterized. Lineage: Eukaryota; Viridiplantae; Streptophyta; Magnoliopsida; Rosales; Cannabaceae. The transcript has a single exon. The record is from RefSeq and is a predicted model, not a curated record. Gene Ontology annotation, molecular function: nucleic acid binding; RNA-DNA hybrid ribonuclease activity. The coding region runs from base 1 to 837 and encodes 278 amino acids.